Saccostrea echinata is the source of this 1305-nucleotide messenger RNA. RefSeq lists its product as uncharacterized. Bases 1 to 1305 code for a protein of 434 amino acids. The transcript has a single exon. Lineage: Eukaryota; Metazoa; Mollusca; Bivalvia; Ostreida; Ostreidae. The record is from RefSeq and is a predicted model, not a curated record.
AUGACUACUCCAGAGUAUAUCCAUCUUGUUAACACAUCCACAGUGUGGAUCUGCAGUGCUUGCAACUCCCCAAACAGCAGCAAGAUCUACAAUUUCAUUUCAGUGGAAGAGAACACAUACAACAGCUUCUCAGCCCUUAAUUCUGACAUACCAUACAGUCCGUUUUCUUCCAUUGGGAGUCCGUGUGCUACAUCAUCUCCAGUCCGAGAUCAUUCACCUCCCAAACAACAGAAACGGAAGUCCCUCACAGUGGUAUCACUAAACUUCCAAAGUAUAAAAAACAAAGUUCACGAGACUGAGGUACUCAUUGAUAACUUGGAAUCUGACAUCAUUGUAGGCACAGAGACUUAUUGGCUGAAUGACAACAUCUUCUCAGCAGUGGUUAUACCUACAACAUACAAUGUUUUCCGAAGGGAUAGGGCUGACUCCCAUGGUGGAAUCAUCAUUGCUGUCAAGAAUGACUUGGUGUGUACGCCAGUCUACACCAGUAAAGACCAUGAGCUCCUUUGUGUUAGACUUCAGGUAAAUAAGAAAAAGUCCAUCAUCAUAGGAGCCUACUACCGCCCACCUAACAUUACUUGCGAAAAUAAUGCAUUCCUGGCUGUAGCGGAGAUGAGCAAGGUUCGCUCGGAUCAUCCUAAGUGUGACUUUUGGAUGGCAGGUGAUUUUAACCAUCCAGACAUUAACUGGUCUACCCAAUCAAUCAUCUCCCACCAAUAUCCAAGCAAGAUGUCGACAGAAUAUUUGAACAUCCCUGGUGAUUGUGGAGUGGAGCAGCUUGUAUGCACACCUACACGGGGAGAUAAAAUCCUAGACUUGUUCUUUACCAGUAACCCAUCACUUGUGCAACGACGUAAAGUCAUCCCAGGGGUAGGCGACCAUGAUGCAGUCUUACUUGACUCCUUAAUCCAGCCGCUAAGAAGUAAACCGGCCCGUCGUGAAAUAUAUUCAUGGGAUAAGGCAGAUAUGACAUCUUUGCGAAAGUCAUCAACAACUUUGUACAAGACUUUACCACUAGACUUUUCACUUCAGUUGAUACUCACUGGGAACUCUCUAGAGACAUUACUUGGCAUCAGGAACCGACACGUUCCUCAUAAGCUCACACGAUCCAGGACAUCCAACCCUUGGAUCAAUACAGCUAGCAGGCGUCUAGCGCGCUGGAAACUUCGUGCAUUCCACAAAGCCAAGGCAACAAAGAAGCAGCGUGAUCAGCAAAGGUACCUGUCUCUUAAGUCAGAAUGCCAGCGCACUAUUCGUCUUGCUUAUCAACAAUACGUGAAGGACAUCAUCACCCCCAGUGCCUAA